CCUGAGCCGGCGGGUCCCCCGUGUCCGCCGCCGCCGCUGUCCCCCGCGCCCGCCACUUCCGGGGCCGCAGUCCCGGGCAUGGAGCCGCGAGCGUGAGGCGCCGCCGGCCCGGGACGCCCUGCCCAGCCCGGCCGCCGCCCCGCAACCCGGUGUGUGUCCCAUGCCUGCAGCUGGAAUGGAGGUUCCUUGGACCCUCUAGAAGGCCCCACCCUUCCGAGGUCAGUGAGCAGUUAAUGCGGAAGGUGAAGAAGUUGCGCCUGGACAAGGAGAACUCGGGAAGUUGGAGAAGUUUCUCACUGCGUUCGGAGGGGGCCGAGAGGAUGUCCAGCGGGGCCCCAGUGACCGAGCGGGCCGACACGGGCGACAUGGACGACCCGGCAGCGCGCUUCCAGGUGCAGAAGCACUCGUGGGACGGGCUCCGGAGCAUCAUCCACGGCAGCCGCAAGUACUCCGGCCUCAUCGUCAACAAGGCCCCGCACGACUUCCAGUUCGUGCAGAAGGCGGACGAGGCGGGCCCCCACUCCCACCGCCUCUACUACCUGGGGAUGCCGUACGGCAGCCGGGAGAACUCCCUCCUCUACUCCGAGAUUCCCAAGAAGGUGCGCAAGGAGGCCUUGCUGCUGCUAUCCUGGAAGCAGAUGCUGGACCAUUUCCAGGCUACGCCCCACCACGGUGUGUACUCCCGGGAGGAGGAGCUGCUGCGGGAACGCAAGCGCCUGGGCGUCUUCGGCAUCACCUCCUACGACUUCCACAGCGAGAGUGGCCUCUUCCUCUUCCAGGCCAGCAAUAGCCUUUUCCACUGCCGGGACGGGGGCAAGAACGGCUUCAUGGUGUCCCCCAUGAAGCCACUGGAGAUCAAGACCCAGUGCUCAGGGCCCCGGAUGGACCCCAAGAUCUGCCCUGCCGACCCUGCCUUCUUCUCCUUCAUCAACAACAGUGACCUGUGGGUGGCUAACAUCGAGACAGGCGAGGAGCGGCGGCUGACCUUCUGCCACAGGGGCUUGUCCAACGUCCUGGAUGACCCCAAAUCUGCUGGCGUUGCCACCUUCGUCAUCCAGGAGGAAUUUGACCGCUUCACGGGCUGCUGGUGGUGUCCCACGGCCACCUGGGAAGGGUCAGAGGGCCUCAAGACGCUGCGCAUCUUGUAUGAGGAAGUGGAUGAGUCGGAAGUGGAGGUCAUUCAUGUUCCUUCGCCAGCGCUGGAAGAAAGGAAGACGGACUCCUACCGGUACCCCAGGACAGGCAGCAAGAAUCCCAAGAUCGCCUUGAAGCUGGCCGAGUUCCAGACCGACAGUCAGGGCAAGAUCGUCUGGACCCGCGGGAGGGAGCUGGUGCAGCCCUUCAGCUCGCUCUUCCCCAGGGCUGAGUACAUCGCCAGGGCUGGGUGGACGCGGGACGGCAAGUAUGCCUGGGCCAUGUUCCUGGACCGGCCACAGCAGCGGCUCCAGCUGGUCCUGCUCCCGCCUGCCCUGUUCAUCCCUACGCCCGAGAAUGAGGAGCAGCGACUGGCCUUCGCCAGAGCCGUCCCUCAGGAUGUGCAGCCCUACGUGGUGUACGAGGAGGUCACCAACGUCUGGAUCAACGUGCACGACAUCUUCCACCCCUUCCCUCAGCCCGAGGGCACCCAGGAGCUCUGCUUCCUGCGCGCCAACGAGUGCAAGACCGGCUUCUGCCACUUGUACAAAGUCACCGCCAUUCUGAAGCCCAACGGCUAUGACUGGACCGAGCCCCUCAGCCCUGGCGAAGAUGAAUUUAAAUGCCCCAUUAAGGAGGAGAUCGCUCUGACCAGCGGUGAAUGGGAGGUUCUGGCCAGGCACGGCUCCAAGAUCUGGGUUAACGAGGAGACCAAGCUGGUGUACUUCCAAGGCACAAAGGACACGCCGCUGGAGCACCACCUCUACGUGGUCAGCUACGAGUCGGCCGGUGAGAUCGUGCGCCUCACCACACCUGGCUUCUCCCACAGCUGCUCCAUGAGCCAGAGCUUCGACAUGUUCAUCAGCCACUACAGCAGCGUGAGCACCCCGCCCUGUGUGCACGUCUACAAGCUGAGCGGCCCCGAUGAUGACCCCCUGCACAAGCAGCCCCGCUUCUGGGCCAGCAUGAUGGAGGCGGCCAGCUGCCCCCCGGACUACGUGCCUCCGGAAAUCUUCCACUUCCACACGCGGUCGGACGUGCGGCUCUAUGGCAUGAUCUACAAGCCGCACACCCUGCAGCCGGGGAAGAAGCACCCCACUGUGCUCUUUGUGUACGGGGGCCCCCAGGUGCAGCUGGUGAACAACUCCUUCAAGGGGACCAAGUACCUGCGCCUCAACACACUGGCCUCCCUGGGCUACGCCGUGGUGGUGAUCGACGGCCGGGGCUCGUGCCAGCGAGGGCUUCGCUUCGAAGGGGCCCUGAAAAACCAGAUGGGCCAGGUGGAGAUCGAGGACCAGGUGGAAGGCCUGCAGUUCGUGGCGCAGAAGUAUGGCUUUAUCGACCUGAGCCGGGUGGCCAUCCACGGCUGGUCCUACGGGGGCUUCCUCUCGCUCAUGGGGCUGAUCCACAAGCCCCAGGUGUUCAAGGUGGCCAUCGCGGGUGCCCCCGUCACGGUCUGGAUGGCCUAUGACACCGGGUACACGGAGCGCUACAUGGACGUCCCAGAAAACAACCAGCAUGGCUACGACGCGGGUUCCGUGGCCCUGCACGUGGAGAAGCUGCCCAACGAGCCCAACCGCCUGCUCAUCCUCCACGGCUUCCUGGAUGAAAACGUGCACUUUUUCCACACAAACUUCCUCGUGUCCCAGCUGAUCCGGGCGGGGAAACCUUACCAACUCCAGAUCUACCCCAACGAGAGGCACAGCAUCCGCUGCCCCGAGUCGGGCGAGCACUACGAGGUCACGCUGCUGCACUUCCUGCAAGAGCACCUCUGAGCCUGCGCCCGCCAGGAGCUGCGCACCAGAGCACAGGGCCACGGCCGGGGCGCCGCUCCCUCAGCCCACGUCCCUAGCCGAGGAGCUGCCGCCCGCCGCCCGGGAGCCUCGGUCCUUGUUCGGACUGCUCCUGUUUCUCUGCUUGCUGCUUCUUGGUUGCCAGGACAGACAUGGUGGCCUGUCUCCACGAGGCACUGCCUCAAGCUGUCCCCUCCCCGCCCUGCCUUCUGGGAGGAGAAGGCCACGUCCCCAUGGCCACUGGAGACGCCAGAAGAGACUCGCAGGCCCCGGCGGGGAGGCUCUUGCCCGUCCUGGGCCUCUACUCCGCUGGCUCUGGGCCCCUCUUCCCCGACCCAGCCAGCCACCGUCCCCAGCACAGGAGCAUGCGAAUGCCUGUCCUCCCCGCCGGCCACCCACUUCAUAUCUGUGUUGUGUUUGGGGGGCAUUUUAAAUAAUUAUUUAAAGACAGAAAGCAAGGGGUACCUGGAUUAGAAUCAGGUGUGCACUGGGCAGCAGGGCGCCGGCCAGGCGGGACGCCCCGAGCCCGCUGCCAGCCCAGGGCAGAGAGCAGCUGGGCAGCCCCAGCCGCCGGCCCAGCUUUCUGGUGGGCUCUGGGCAUCCGCAGCUGCCAGCCCCCCCCUUGUGCCUGGCCCCCAUGUGCUGGGGUCCUGGGUUGGGAGCAGACCUGGCCCCGCCUCAGGGUCACACUGUCCCUUCCUUUCCCUCCCUGCCAAGAGUUCGGGCAAAAAAAGGAAAAAGAAAAGAAGAAAGAAAAGGAAAACAAACCAACCACCUCUACAUAUUAUGGAAAGAAAAUAUUUUUGUCGAUUCUUAUUCUUUUAUAAUUAUGUGUGUGAGAAGUAGACUCAUUAAACAGUCCCUCACGGAA
Sciurus carolinensis (gray squirrel) is the source of this 3798-nucleotide messenger RNA. It is a transcript of the gene Dpp9, whose product is annotated as dipeptidyl peptidase 9. The record is from RefSeq and is a predicted model, not a curated record. The transcript is spliced from 22 exons. Lineage: Eukaryota; Metazoa; Chordata; Mammalia; Rodentia; Sciuridae. Gene Ontology annotation, biological process: proteolysis. Gene Ontology annotation, molecular function: dipeptidyl-peptidase activity; serine-type peptidase activity. Bases 234 to 2909 code for a protein of 891 amino acids.